This is a messenger RNA of Porites evermanni, 3042 nucleotides long. Lineage: Eukaryota; Metazoa; Cnidaria; Anthozoa; Scleractinia; Poritidae. The record is from the annotation of a GenBank genome assembly.
UUCAAUUUUCCAGACAUUAACGAGUGUGAGGUGCUAAACGGAGGUUGCAGUCAUAAGUGUGUAAACACAGAGGGAGAUUUCAAAUGUGAAUGUCCUGACCCCGAACUGAGCUUAUCAUCGGACAGAAAGACCUGUUAUGGUAAUUAUGACUCUAGGUGUGACGUUUCAUGCAUUAAAUCCUACUCUGAAAUGUGUAUCAUUGGGCAUCUUAUUUAAAUGAAAAUGAAAUGGAUCAUGUCUCUAACAAUAUGUUGUACUUACUUUUGAAUUUCAGUUUUGAAAUUUUUAACCUGUUUUUACAUUUUGCCUUAACCCUUUAUGAAAAAUAAAUCAGUUGCCUGGAGAAAGUUAGGACUUUGACUAUUCUUGUAAAAAAAAAAAAAUAUGAAGGAGCUUGGUCAUAUACUUCAGGUAUUCAGAACUUUGCUACUGAAAGGGCCACAAAACGGUCUAAAAUAUUUCAAACCAUCAAACUGUAGAAAAGAAGCUAGGAUUUUCAUAAAAACGAUCGCCUGCUGAUGAACUAAAAAAACGUCCACGAAACAAGCUAGAAUAUCAGCCGUCUUUAUUUACGCAAAUUUGUCGCAAGAGGACGUUUCGGUCAACAAGUGGACGCUAUAAUGGUUUUAUUGAAAUGAAUAAAUUGCCAUGAAAUGCAAUGACCUUGAGCCCUCCAUUUUUUUAUUUUCCUUUCUGUCGAAAAUAACUUUUCUCUUUAUCUCCACUCAAGCCCCAGGCGUUAUGGUACAGUGUAAGAGUGAAAAUAUGACCAUCACAAUACCGAAGUCCCUCCUUCUUGGUAUGGACCGUGAGCAUCUUCGACUCCUGGACACCAGUUGCAAAGCUACAGAGACGAGCACUCACUUCUCACUCACAACACCGCUGACUGGCUGUAACACAACAAGCAGGCACACGCCCACAGCUAUCGUCUAUUCCAACGCAGUUUUGGAAAUUCCUGUGGCCGCUCAAGGUGUCGUGACCCGAGUUCGUGAAAUCGAAAUAAAAUUCCAGUGUUUCUACUCUAAAUACGGCGUGGUGUCCUCAUUUGGUUGGAAGCCGAGUGAUAAGAAGCUUGUUUUUAGCGACAAAAUGAAAGGAAACUUUACGCUCUCUCUAGAUAUGUUUCCUGACAAGACAUUCGAGAGUCCGUACUUGAGAAACGACUUUCCUGUGGCUGUGGUUCUGCGCAAGCUUCUCUUUUUUGAGGUGUCCGUCACAACGCAUGACAAGCAGCUGUCAAUCAGAGCAGAGCGCUGUUAUGCUACUCCCACCCAAGAUCGCGAUAAUUCCUUGAAGUACGAGUUCAUCAAAGAAGAGUUAGUGAUUGUUGUGUUACUUCCUAGCGAAAAGAGACCUCGAAAAACGGCACUGAUUAACGUCUCCUUAAACUGCGAAUUUCACCCCUUCAUUCACCAUCACUUAAUACUAAACAACUGCAUUGUGAAAGUACAAUGUAGAAAUUUAAUUUUGAAGCGCAGAAGCACAUAUUAGGGUAAAACAUCGUCAAUCAUUUGUUACAUAAUCACUGAUCUUAAAAAGACGAUAAGAUCACAGCUUUUCAAGACGACAAAAGAUUCCUCUGUGACUCAAGGCUGGUGACUAUGCCUUUUUUUGCUUCUGUAUUUUUCGUUUUUGCAACAGCUGGAUGCCAAAAUCGAGAAUAUAAAAGCAUUUUUUUUUCUUCACACAACGUUGAGAUAUAUGAGAUUUCGAGAACAUCUCAAAUCUGGCAGACAUUUUUUCUACAUUCUCGGCAAUCAAUAGGUGGUUUUCAUGCAAUCUCGGGAUACACAAAUAACAAUAGUGAAAUGAACAAAUGCUGGUGGACAAACAAAGCGAGCUAAUGAGCGGUCUUUUGUUUACCGUCCACCAGCAUGGCGGCGAUGACGUAACGUGAAAACCACCUAGCCUUUUACUGGACGUGAGGCUGAGGUUGACCUAGUUUCGAUACAAACCUCUUUCCUUUUCUUAUGGAAAUUUGGCUUAAAAAAUACUAGUUAGCAUGAUUUACAUGAUAAAGCGGAAGGGUUGUAUCAAAACAAGGUCGACUCCAGCCUCGUUUGCAUCCGUAACUGUAAAAUGGACUAUUCGGUUCUGAUACAAUGUAAAACCCCAAAUUAUGACCAGUACUUUGCACUGCAAACAAUUGUGUGAAGAAAUUCAAAAAAAAAUCUAGAUUAAAAGGCCACUUCCGUUAUAUUUAUCUAAAAUUCCGAGACCUAAGGUAAUAUUAAAAACGAAACCAAUCACCUUGAGGUCAAGGGAUGAAUAAUACCAGGCGCGGAUCCACACCGGUUUCCGCCGUUUUACGAAAAUCGGUCAGAGUUUUCAUGGAUAAAUAAUUUUUCAUUAAGAAAAAAAAAAUCCAAGUUAAAAUCUGGCCAAUAUCCUGAAUGAAUGAUUCAGAAAUCCAGGAGAGGUGACUUUAGGGAGUAAAUCUCCAAAACAUUCUAGAAGCGUACGCCUGCCGCGCUUGUUUAGAGUAACGUUCAGUAUUUAUCGUAUAUCCGCGCCUUAAUCCAUUAUUUAUAGCUAUUCCCACAAGCCUUGGAGUUGAGUAUGUAUUACGACAUAUCGAAAUCGGUGUAUUCACUUAAAACAAUUAUUUUAGAUGUUGAGUAAUUAGUAGAUUUAGUAACUAGUAAUUAGCUUAUAAGUUGAAUAUUAUAGAAAUUAUAGAUUGACAUUUUCGGAGUCUUUCCUUAUAGAUGCCCGAUUGACCCAACUGUACAGUAUUAUCCUCUGCCUUCAGUUAGUGUUCAGCGGUUUAGUUUGGAAGCCUUCAAGUUCAUUGCAGAUCAUCCCUUUGUUUUUGUCCAUUGUCACGUGAUUGUCUGCAAUGCUACAGAUGCCGUUUCAAAAUGCGCUAGAAGUUGUCCAGCAGCUGGCCGGCUAAGACGUGAUGUGAAUCCCAAAGCAAAUGACGUCUACUCCCUGGCCAAGGGUCCAAUCCAUCUGCAACGUAUAAGGAGCGAGGAAAGACAGAGCACUGGCCUCGAAAGGCUUGGUAUGUUAUUACGCCGGCUCUCCCGUAUAUAUUAA